This is a messenger RNA of Lutra lutra (Eurasian river otter), 2870 nucleotides long. It is a transcript of the gene C18H16orf54, whose product is annotated as chromosome 18 C16orf54 homolog. The transcript is spliced from 2 exons. Bases 928 to 1725 code for a protein of 265 amino acids. The record is from RefSeq and is a predicted model, not a curated record. Lineage: Eukaryota; Metazoa; Chordata; Mammalia; Carnivora; Mustelidae.
GUUGUGUUCAGUUGCUUGCUGGACUAGGAAUUUAUAGCUGUACUUCUCUGGUCCCUAACACAUACAUGGGUUGUGUGACUUUGGGCACGACACGGCCCUUAUGUGGGGCCUGCUUGUCAUCUGUCCGCCAUCGAGUCAAACUAGACCAUCUCUGAAGGGACCCAAGUGGCUGAUGACACUCCCUCAUGCCCCUCCCCCAGGAUCCUCUGACCCCUGACCCCAGGAGAAAGGACCAGGGUGGCAAAUGUCCAGAGCCUUGGAGAUAGGCCUCAGCCCGACUGUGGAUUCUUCCCAGAGGCCUUACUCUGCUCAUACCCACACCUCACCUCACAGAUGUCUUCCAGCCAAAACUGAGACCACAUGGCCUGAAGACAAAGAGAUAUAUGUUCAUGAGAAGGAUGGGAAAGGCUGGAGGGGGGUGUGGGUUGGGUGGCAGGAGCAGGUUUUGUGGGGUCCUAUGGGCAGCCAGGGGACAGGGCAACCCAGUAUGGGGGGAAGCCAGGAGGAUCGGGGCUCUGCAAACCGACCUCUUUCUCUGUCUCCGGGUGAAUGUUCUGGGGCCUGGGGCCUGACUAUGGGGUGAGCCGGAGUUCAUUACAACCAACCACUGCCCGUUCGGGCCCCACCUCUCUGCAGGAAGCGCCUCUCCACCACACUGACCACAUCCCCCCACGUCGCCUAGGAAACCCCACUGGGCCUAGAGGAGUUGGGGCACUGUCGCCCAGCAACAGGUGGUGCCCUCCCUUCCGCCCUCAUCUGAGGCCACUGCGGCACCCUCCUCCACAGGGAGGAGAGCUCUGAACAGAGAGCCAGGAGCCCUGGGGCUGCCCCGGGGUGAGGCCCCUGCAGGUGUGGGGCCCGGCGGGCAGGGACAAGCAAGUGAGACAGAGUCGGUGGUGGCGGCAACAGGUACAGUGGGGACGCCUGAUGCCUAGCACGACAGCAAGCAAAGUGGAGCCUGGAGAGAGCAAGACCUACUUCACGGGGAGAGUCGUGAGGCUGCAGGAACAUCCAAGGUGCCAGCCUACGGCGAUGCCUUCCACUCCAGAGCAGCCCUUUGGGCACACGGGGGGCCUCCCUGUGCCAGAGAUGGGUUCGUGGCCCCCACUGCCGUGCGGACCCUGCAUCCCCAUCAUGCUGGCCCUGGCCUCCCUCGCCGCUCUCUUCCUCCUGACCACAGCCGUGUUGGCAGAACGCCUGUUCCGCCGCUCUCAGCACGCAGACCCCAGCAACCACGCGCCCACCCUGGUCUGGCGCCCCGGAGGAGAACUGUGGAUCGAGCCCAGGGGCACCCCCCGAGAGCGUUCGGAGGACUGGUACGGCUCUGCGGUCCCCCUGCUGAUGGACCGGGCCCCAGACCCUCCCACCCCGGGGGGCACCUUGGAGGCCCGGGCAACAGCCCCGCCUGCCCCUUUUGCCCCCCCCACCCCUUUAGCCCCCCUCUCCCCUCCUAGGUCCUUGGGACCCCACACCCCACCCAGGGCCCCAGCCCGCAGCACCUUCUGGGGACCCCAGGCCUUGGACGAGAGGCCCUGCGCCCCAGGCUUGGUGAGCUGGGCUGAGCCCGAACACAGGCCAGAGGCCACGGUGCACUUGGGGAGCCCCCAGGCCCAGAGGCAGCAACUAGGAAGCCCUGAUCCUGAGUGGGGCCCCCAGCCUCGGGUCACCCUGGAGCAGAUCUCCGCUUUCUGGAGGCGCGAAAGUCGGACCAGUGUGGGGUUCUGAAUCCCCAAGGCCUGGGGUAUUGGCCUCCCAAAGACCCCUGAGUUAGGCCCUAUCUCAGAGUCUCUCUGAGGCCUUAAGGACCUGAAGCUCUAGCUCAGGAACCCAAGCUGAUACCCGGGGCCCCAGGAAGAAUGCCCCCCAACGCGCUGCCGGCCUUUUACAUCUGGAUUUCAAUUCCCUGGAUCCGGGGCCCCGCCCUGGACAGGCUCCGUGUGGACAGAACUGAUGCUCCAGGGGAAGCUCAGAAGUGCUCCCUCUGGCUGCCUGGGCCUGCAGCCUGCUGUGAGCAGCACGGAGAACUGGGGGGGCGGGGGGGGGGCAGACUCUGGGCCAGAAGCCACCGAAAUCACGUUGCAGAUUCAGAUCUCAAGGUACCAAAGAGGCAGAAAAUAGCAUCAUCACGAGGCUUCCACCUUCCUUCCUUGUGCACCUAAGAUGCCGGGACCGGAGUGCAGGAGUCCCAUGGAUGCCAAAGAACAGGCUGAGUGUGGGUGACGAGGGUCUGUCCCACCAGCAGGAGAGGACAGGAAGCCAGCCUCCUGGAGCCACAGAUCACACCUCCAGAAACACACACACAGAGGUCAAGACCAGGCAAAGGAACGUCUUAUUACAGCUCAACUGUGGCUUUGACUCCCAUCUUGCAACAGGGACUUGGUCAGCCAAACUGGAGAGGUCCCUUCCUUCCUACAGCUGGGACUUUGCAUCAAGGGCAAUCAGCAGGCAGCCCUCCGACUCUCACCCCUCCAGGGUGAGGGAGGCCAGCGGAAAGGAACCCUGCCCGAGGACAGAGCAGCUCCUAAUACGAGGCCACUAGCUACCCUCCCUCCCAGCUCGCUGAAUCAGUCCAGAGAGACAGAUCUGCCCCACGGCAGGCUUAUUUAAAAGUCUCCACCCUGGAGAAAUGGAGCCCAGAGAUGUCCUUGGCCCUAAAGUCAUCUCUCUGAGCUGACCUCCUCUCUGGGAUCAGAGCCAGGAGCUGGAGAGAGGGGAAGGAGUUUCCAUUCCCAAGGGGUCCGAUUUCCCCAGCUUCAGUCAUGGACGGUUGGGAUUUUUGUCCAAUCGCUUUACCACCUGUCCUAUUAUUUACUUUAUGUUUUUCUUUAAGAUGACUUACUAUUUGCUUAAUAAAUUUAUUUUGAAAGGAA